GAGAACCUGUGCCCCAGGCAGUGCCGCUGUACGGACGGAGUUGUGGACUGUAGGGACAAAGGGUUAACACAGAUACCCGAGAACAUACCGGAGUCUGCUGUUGAGAUGUGA
This is a messenger RNA of Lymnaea stagnalis (great pond snail), 111 nucleotides long. NCBI's taxonomy places the organism in Eukaryota, Metazoa, Mollusca, Gastropoda, Lymnaeidae. The record is from the annotation of a GenBank genome assembly.